Physella acuta is the source of this 1293-nucleotide messenger RNA. Its product is annotated as alpha-(1,3)-fucosyltransferase C-like. Gene Ontology annotation, cellular component: membrane. The record is from RefSeq and is a predicted model, not a curated record. Gene Ontology annotation, molecular function: fucosyltransferase activity. Lineage: Eukaryota; Metazoa; Mollusca; Gastropoda; Physidae.
AUGAGUUUAAAAUUGAACUUAUACUCCAAACACUUCACUCGCUUUUCAAUCGUCGUCAUCGUCGUCGUCUUUUUGACCACCCUUGUCACCUAUGAUGCACGUUUUACUCAGAACUUCAACGUAGGACUUCCGGUCACCCUACUCAACACCAUCCACAACUACAGCGAGACUUGGUUCAACUCUCCCAGAAACAACAACACUACGGAUAUCAACACGUUAAGAAUUGAGCUUAAAAAGUUGGGGUACGAACCAGUAGAAGACCACGAGUUUAAAUCCCCGUUUAUCAUUAAUCCAAAACUAUACCCAAACGUUUCCAAACAUUAUCACAGCAUCACCAACACCCCUAUGAAAAUCAUAUCGUUGUACAACAGCCCGAACUGGUUCAUUAAUGACCCCCUCUUGAACCAGUUCAACCGUGACUUUAACAGGUGUGAGUACAGGUGUACCGUCGACCUGACAGGUACCAGGAAACAAGAGGCUGAUGUACUCAUCUUUUUUGUGGGGUAUUUAAAAGGGGAACCCCCGGCCCGACCCAGGGGUCAGAUUUGGGUCAAGGCCAUGUGGGAAUCUCCGGUCAACUACGAUUAUCCCAGUCCGUAUGAAUCAUGGAGAAGUGUCUUCAACUGGACCUACAACUACAGGGUCGACUCUGAUAUUUUUGCACCCAAUAACCUUUUUGUCUGGAGAGACCGAGAUCAGCUUCUGAGUGAUGGAGAAUACGUCCAAAUAGCUAAAAAUAAAACCAAGAUGGCGGCCUGGUUUGUGAGCAAUUGUGCAACUCAGAGCAGACGCCACGAGUUCACUGAACAGCUGCAGGAAUAUAUGGACGUGGACAUAUAUGGUCAAUGUGGCACUCUGAAAUGUCCCAUGAACCAGGGUCAGUGUGAGCAGAUGCUUACAACAACCUACAAAUUCUACCUGAGCUUCGAGAACUCACUCUGUAAGGAUUACCUGACGGAAAAAUUUUACCGAAAUUUCGCCGAAAGACUGCAUGUCAUUCCUAUUGCGCGGGGCGGUUUCGACUACCAGAAAUAUAUUCCGCCUGGCGGAUUUGUAGACUCUUCACAGUUUUCUAACAAUACGGAAUUAGCAAAGUAUCUGAUCGAUUUAGGAAAUGACAUAUUGAGAUACGCACAAAUGCUAAAGGAAAAAGAUAAACUAGCGAUGUUGAACAGGAAAUUUGACUGGUGUGAUAUAUGUGAAAAAGUUCAUACGGACAAGAGGGUUAAAAUAAUUCCUGACAUUAGGGAGUGGUCUCAUAAAGAUACGUGUUACAAACCCACAGACUUGUGA